AUGGCGGACGCCCUGUACAACACCCACGUCAAGCUCCUGGCCUCCGAUUUCCUCGCGCUCACCCCAAAACCCACAGACCCAUCGCCCUCGUUCUCCAUCAACGGCAAAACGCUUUCGCGGGCCGAAACAGUAGGGUACGUCGUGACCCGGGAGCUCAAACCCGGAAAAUUCCUCCGGUUCGCCGUCGACGACGGCACCGGCUGCAUCCCCUGCGUCCUCUGGCUCAACCAGCUCACGUCCUCUUACUUCUCCAGGCGCAGCCCGCCAGGUGUUCGAUCGAUUGCCCGAACCGCCUCAAAAUUCGCCGCUCGAGUUCAAGUGGGUGCUGUAGCCAGGGUACGGGGUAGGAUCACCGUAUUCCGGGGACUGGUUCAGAUCACGGUCUCCGAUGUGGUCGUCGAGGUGGACCCCAAUGCCCAGGUUCUUCACUGGCUCGACUGUGUCAGGCUCGCUCGGAAUUGUUACGGUAAGGGUUGUGUUAAAGGUUCUUGA
This is a messenger RNA of Striga hermonthica, 492 nucleotides long. The record is from the annotation of a GenBank genome assembly. NCBI's taxonomy places the organism in Eukaryota, Viridiplantae, Streptophyta, Magnoliopsida, Lamiales, Orobanchaceae.